UUUGGAAAGUGCAUCGAAUAGGAAUGAGGAUUGGAAAUCACAAUUUGCAACGAGAUGCUUUUUCUGCAGCCUCACCUCUUUUCCCAAGCGCCGGUAAAUUUAAUUAUGCAGUAGCGAUUGCCCAGCACCUUUCUACCUUAACCAAGUAUCCAAGAUUAAAUGAGAUUUUGCAAUAUGUUGGGGCAUUCAGAAUACCAAAGAACACUGAUAACAGAAAUGAAGAUCAAAAACCUGUUUGUUUUGGCUUUGACGAAGCCCUUGAAACGUUUGGUGUUCAUUUUAUAAAACAAAACAUUACUGGAAAUGUUAUUGAUGAAGCAAAAUUAAAGGCAAGUAUUAAAGCAGCCCAAUCAGAAAGGGAUAGAAUUGAUCUACUCUUAAGCGAAUAUCUUGAUGACACUUCAAUUUCUCAGAGUGAACGCGCUAUUAAUUCCAGAUGGGAAGUAUUAUGGAAGUUAAUUGAAGACUUGGUUAUUGUUUUUGAUAUGGUAGAUCCGUUAUCUCAUGAAAUUUUUAAAGAUCUUGAACCACCUGAAUUACACAAAGAGGGUAUGAAAAAUUGGUCGCGUGUUAUAAAAAUGGUUUAGAGCGAAUGCAAGUAAUUUAUAAACAAGAUGUGAUAAAGAUCGAACCUCGAAAUGCAAAAGGAAGACGUGCUUUAGAAAUUCGGAGAACGAGAUACAAGGACUACGCUGAGAAAAAAAGAACUGGGAGGGAGACAAGGAGAAGGCAAAAGCAUGAUAAAGAAAUAUCCCAACCAGAGGUACUGUAUACACAAUACUUUAUUGUGACCUUAACUCAUACCUAAUUUUCUAUGCUACUUUAGCCACAAGUUGAUAACCAGGAGUCCAAAA
Molecule: messenger RNA, 854 nt
Organism: Rhizophagus irregularis DAOM 181602=DAOM 197198
Lineage: Eukaryota; Fungi; Glomeromycota; Glomeromycetes; Glomerales; Glomeraceae
Source: RefSeq, a predicted model, not a curated record